AUGUCGAGCUCUGCAACGUCUGCGCGCGCCAUUUUGAGUGCGGCCCUCCCUGGCCAGGUCACUACGCCCAAUGACCCCCGAUACAAAGCCGAGCAAGAAGUUCCGUGGUCCCCAACAUGCUGGCACCCAGCCGCGUGCUUCGUGCAUCCCCGCACGCCCGCCGAAGUCUCUCUGGUACUGAAGACCGUGCGAGAGACAAGGUCCAAAUUCGCCGUCCGCGGCGCGGGCCACAACUGCAACCGCAACGUUGCCGGCGUCGACGCGGGGGUCGUGAUUGACACGCGCGAGCUGAACGCGGUGUCCUUCGACAAGGCGAGCGGUGUCGCGAAGGUAGGGGCUGGGUGUAGGUGGAGCCAGGUGUACGCUGUGCUUGAGGAGCAUGGCGUCACGGUUACGGGGGGGCGCCAGAGGGAUGUGGGUGUGGGGGGGUAUUUGCUUGGAGGAGGCCUUGCUGCUUUCUCAAACCUCUAUGGCUUGGCGGUUGAUCGCGUUGUGAAUUUUGAAGUGGUUCUUGCAGAUUCGACGAUAGUGAACGCCAACCAGGAGGACAAUCCAGACCUCUUCCGUGCCCUCAAAGGCGGCGGGACCAACUUUGGCAUCGUGACCCGAUUCGACAUCAAAACAUACGAGCUCAGAGCCCAAUACACCUUGAACCUCUACGACCCGUCCGACUACGAAAACCUCUUUCGCGCGGCCAUCGAAGCACAGGAAGCCAUGGAAACCGACCCCAAGCACGGCAUGUUCCUCGCCUUCUACCGCGAAAUGGCGUUUGCGGGACUCUUAUACGCCGACUGGGUCUCCGAGACGCCGAAAGGGUACCGGUCCUUCUUCGACACCAACAGCUUGAAAACUUCCCUCGCGCCGACUACGAACGGUACCCAGAAGUCGCUCGUGGAUACUAUUGGCCCUGCCAGCCAGCUUAGACGCCAAUGCUACACCGCGAGCACCAAAGUAUCUUACGACCUCUACCUCGCCGCGCACAGGCUCUGGCUGGAUAAACUGAAUAAGUAUCCCGAGGCUGGAAACUUGUUCUACGCGUUCCAGCCAAUCUCGAGCUCUGUUUCGAAGAUAGGAAAGGCUCGGGGAGGGAAUGCAAUAGGGAUUGAGGAGGUGGCACAGACUUGGUGGGCCUUCUGCGCCGAGUGGUCCGACGAGGCGAACGACGCGGUCGGCGCGCAGGCCGUGAACGAGUUGGGCUCGGAGUUCGAAGCGCUCGCCAGAGAGCAAGGGCAGCUGCUUGACUUUCUGUUUAUGAACGACGCCUCGGCUGCACAGAACGUGUUGGGGGGCUAUGGCGCGGAGAAUGCGAAGAGGUUGCGGGAGACGGCGAAGAAGUACGAUCCGGAGGAGGUCUUCCAGAAGCUGCAGAAUGAUGGCUUUCUUAUACGGAAAUUGCUAUUGGAGUGA
Hypoxylon fragiforme is the source of this 1407-nucleotide messenger RNA. Its product is annotated as 6-hydroxy-D-nicotine oxidase. NCBI's taxonomy places the organism in Eukaryota, Fungi, Ascomycota, Sordariomycetes, Xylariales, Hypoxylaceae. The transcript is spliced from 7 exons. The record is from RefSeq and is a predicted model, not a curated record. The coding region runs from base 1 to 1407 and encodes 468 amino acids. Gene Ontology annotation, molecular function: FAD binding.